Molecule: messenger RNA, 1269 nt
Organism: Epithele typhae
Lineage: Eukaryota; Fungi; Basidiomycota; Agaricomycetes; Polyporales; Epitheliaceae
Product: acyl-CoA dehydrogenase domain-containing protein
Exons: 11
Coding region: 1-1269 (422 amino acids)
Biological process (GO): fatty acid beta-oxidation using acyl-CoA dehydrogenase; fatty-acyl-CoA biosynthetic process
Cellular component (GO): mitochondrial inner membrane
Molecular function (GO): fatty-acyl-CoA binding; glutaryl-CoA dehydrogenase activity; flavin adenine dinucleotide binding
Source: RefSeq, a predicted model, not a curated record
AUGCUAGCAGCAAAGGCACUCAGAUGUGCGGCGCGCGCGAGCCGCGCGACCCCCAUGAAGGGCUGCGCUGUGGGGAAGCGAAUGGCUUCUGGCUACACUAAGUUCGACUGGGAGGACCCGGUCAGCUUGGAGUCGCUGCUCAUGGAGGAGGAAAUCGCUAUCCGAGACACUGCUCGCACCUUCUGUCAAGAAUAUCUCGCGCCUCGAGUACUUGACGCACAGAGGACAGAAAAUUUCAACCACGAUAUGCUUCCCGCAAUGGGGGAGCUCGGCUUGCUUGGGCCGACAAUUCAGGGUUACGACUGUGCGGGUGUGAGCAGCGUGGCAUAUGGGCUGAUCGCGCGCGAGGUUGAACGUGUUGACUCCGGGUACCGCUCAAUCAUGUCCGUUCAGUCGUCGCUAGUCAUGCAUCCCAUCCACGCCUACGGUACGAAGGAGCAGAAAGAGAAGUACCUCCCCGCGCUGGCUAAGGGCAAGCUCGUUGGUUGCUUCGGGCUCACGGAGCCCAACCACGGUUCCGACCCCGCCGGCAUGGAGACCACCGCGACGGAAGUCGACGGCGGCUACGUCCUCAACGGCUCCAAGACCUGGAUCUCAAACGCGCCUGUCGCUGACGUCUUUAUCAUCUGGGCGCGCUGCAAGUGGGACAGCAAGAUUCGCGGGUUCAUCCUCGAAAAGGGCAUGCCCGGCCUCACCGCACCCCCCAUCAAGCAUAAACUCGCGCUCCGCUGCUCGGUCACGGGCUCGAUCUUCAUGGACGGAGUCAAGGCGCCGAAGGAGGCGAUGCUACCCCACGGAGAAGGCCUCGGCGCGCCGUUUGGCUGCCUGAACAGCGCGCGGUUCGGGAUCGCCUGGGGGUCCAUGGGUGCGCUCGAGGACUGCGUGCACCGCACGCGCGAGUACGCGCUCGAGCGGAUGCAGUUCAAGAGGCCGCUCGCGUCGUUCCAGCUUGUGCAGAAGAAGCUUGCGGACGCGCAGACUGAGGUCGCGCUUGGCCUCCUUGCGAGCUGGCAGGUCGGAAAGCUGAAGGAUGAGGGCAAGGUUGCGCCUGAGAUGAUCUCUCUCAUUAAGCGUAACAACUGUGGGAAGGCCCUGGAGCACUCCCGCAGGGUCCUCGACAUUCUUGGCGGCAACGCCUGCGCGGACGAGUACCACGUUGGGCGGCAUGUUGCGAACCUCCAAGUGGUCAACACCUACGAGGGAACAUACGACAUUCAUACCCUUAUCCUCGGCAAAGCCAUCACCGGCAUCCAGGCGUUCGUGAACUGA